AUGCCACGUAAGCUACGUAAGAAUAUACGUAAGAGGAAGGGAGCAUUGAAACAUCCAAUAGUAAAACUAACACCGCAACAACAGUUGCAACAACAAAUGAUGAAUGACCCCACUAUGUUGCAACAAAUGUCAAGCAACCCUAUGCUUUUAAACCGAGUUAUUGGUGCACAGAGUGGAGGUUUAAGAGCGGCACUUUUAGCGAAAAUGGCAGGCUAUGGUGGAGCUGCAGACGGAACAGCUUAUAACCCUCAAAGUCAAAUGAAUUUGAGUUCACUCAAAAAUCAAAUAACAGAUGUCAAAAAGUCAAACAUAGACAUACAGAAACAAAUAAGUGAAAACGAAAAGAAACUAGAAUAUGACAGACACACAAAGAAACUCAAUGAGUUAAACGUAGAGAAAAAGAAGAAAGAAGAAC
Trichomonas vaginalis G3 is the source of this 415-nucleotide messenger RNA. RefSeq names its product protein of unknown function, DUF4106 family. NCBI's taxonomy places the organism in Eukaryota, Parabasalia, Trichomonadida, Trichomonadidae. The record is from RefSeq and is a predicted model, not a curated record. The transcript has a single exon. The annotation marks the transcript as partial.